Molecule: messenger RNA, 4792 nt
Organism: Marasmius oreades (fairy-ring Marasmius)
Lineage: Eukaryota; Fungi; Basidiomycota; Agaricomycetes; Agaricales; Marasmiaceae
Exons: 19
Coding region: 474-4490 (1338 amino acids)
Biological process (GO): transmembrane transport
Cellular component (GO): membrane
Molecular function (GO): ATP hydrolysis activity; ATP binding; ABC-type transporter activity
Source: RefSeq, a predicted model, not a curated record
CCGAUCUUCCCUCUCCUUUCCCAUGGCUGACACUCCUGGCGACAAUGCCACUCUAUACGAGCAGUCGCAUUCGGUUGACGCCAAUAACGAACCCAACGGCGGCAGUGUCGACGUCAAGCGCGCGGAGCAGCAGUUCGAGCAGCUCUCGCGUUCUCUUUCCCGUCGAUUCAGUGUCAGGUCGGAAGGCAAGAGGAUAAGUGAAAAAAAUUCAAACACCGACCGUGAUAUAGAGAAAUCGUCAGAAUCUGAGGAGGACGACCCUUUCGAUCUACGUGAAUAUCUUACUUCUUCCAAUGAUGCCAACCAACAGGCAGGAAUCCGACACAAGGUAACCUCGGAAUCUCAUCGUGCUCCCGCUCACUCUUACUUUGCAGCAUGUGGGAGUUACCUGGGAAGGGCUUCAGGUCGACGUCGUUGGUGGUGCUGAAAACAAGUUCUUCGUAAAGACAUUCGGAAACGCAAUACUUGGCUUCAUGCUCUCGCCUAUAACGUUAAUCUGGAGUCUGUUGCAACCUCUUUUGCCACUGAAGAAGCUUCCGACGAGAACUAUUUUGCACAAAUCCGAUGGGUACCUGAAGAGCGGCGAAAUGUGUCUGGUUCUCGGUUGCCCCGGCGCUGGAUGUACCACCUUCUUAAAGUCAAUCGCCAACCAACGGGAAGACUAUGCCGACGUGUCUGGAACCGUCCUGUACGCAGGAAUAGAUGCUCGGGAAAUGGGCAAGUUUUACAAGGGUGAAGUCGUUUACAACGAAGAAGAUGAUCGUCAUAUACCUACUCUAACCGUGGGCCAGACAUUAGGCUUUGCACUUUCGACGAAAACUCCGGGUCCGAAGGGUCGAUUACCCGGUGUCUCCAGGGAAGAGUUUAAUGAGGAGGUUCUACAGACUCUCCUUCGCAUGUUAAACAUCUCGCACACCAAGAACACACUGGUUGGAGAUGAAUUUGUCCGUGGUGUAUCCGGUGGAGAACGUAAGCGUGUUAGUAUCGCAGAGGUGAUGGCUACUCGCGCUCGUGUGCAGUGUUGGGACAACUCGACGCGUGGUUUGGACGCGUCUACUGCUCUGGACUACGUCAAAAGUUUGCGCAUCAUGACCGAUAUUCUUGGCCAAACCACAUUUGUCACACUUUACCAAGCCGGAGAGGGCAUUUACGACUUGUUCGACCACGUCAUCGUACUAGACAAAGGUCGUCAAGUAUUCUAUGGCCCCCCUACUGAGGCCCGCGCCUACUUUGAAAAUCUCGGUUACAAGCCCUUACCCCGCCAAAGCACUGCCGAUUAUCUCACUGGUUGCACUGACCCAAACGAACGGCAGUUUGCUCCCGGUCGCUCCGAAUCCGAUGUACCUAGCACCCCCGAAGCUCUCGAAGCUGCGUUCUUAAAGUCCAAGUAUGCUACGAUCAUGAAAGAGGAAUUGGAGGAGUACAAGCUCCUGAUGGAGACCGACAAGACUGAUCAAGAGGCUUUCCGUGUGGCAGUAGCGGCUGAUAAGAAGAAGGGUGUGUCGAAAAAGAGUCCUUAUACUCAAGGCUUUUCGGGGCAGGUCAUGGCAUUGGUUCGGAGGCAGUUCACCCAGCGAUUGCAGGAUAAGUUCCAGUUGUAUACUAGUUUCGCAUUGUCUACGGUACUCGCACUGGUCCUUGGUGGCGCGUUCUGGAAUCUCCCCACAACAUCUGCUGGUGCUUUCACACGCGGUUCCGUUAUCUUUGUCGCGCUCUUGACAACGUGCCUCGAUGCUUUCCAAGAAAUGCCCAUGCAGAUGAUUGGACGCCCUAUUCUCUACAAGCAGACAAACUACGGAAUGUAUCGUCCAGCUGCUACCGCUCUCGCCAACACACUAGCCGAUAUCCCAUUUUCAGCUCUCCGAAUCCUGAUUUUUAAUAUAUGCGUGUACUUCAUGUCCGGUCUCACACGCUCAGCGGGAGGGUUCUUUACGUUCCAUCUCUUCAACUAUCUUGCGUUUUUGAUGAUGCAAGGGUUCUUCCGAACGUUUGGGAUGUUCUGCGUCAACUUCGACUCAGCGUUUCGGCUCGCUACAUUCUUCAUCCCGAAUUUCAUUCAGUAUAGUGGAUAUACGCUUCCGGUUGGUAGCAUGAAGCGAUGGUUGUUCUGGAUCUACUAUAUCAACCCCAUAUCGUAUGCUUGGCAAGGAGCAAUGGAAAAUGAGUUCAUGCGGAUAGACUUCACUUGUGACGGUACCUCCGUCGUUCCUCGUAACGUUGGCCCCAUUACAAAGUAUCCCGAAGUCCUUGGACCUAACCAAGCUUGCACCUUCUUCGGAGCCAAAGAUGGGAGUAAUAUCAUCCAGGGGUCGGAUUAUCUCGAUGUUGGGUUCGGGAUCCACGUUACGGACCUUUGGAGACGGUGCUUCCUUGUUCUUCUCGGGUUCUUCAUUGCGUUCCAAAUCACUCAGUUCAUCGCUUUGGAGUAUUUCCCUCAGUACAACCGGAUCUUUGGUGGUGGAGUCUUUGCCAAGGAGAAUGAGGAGACGAAAAGGCUGAAUCAGAUACAGAGGGAGAAAAGGGAUGCUAAGCGGUUGAGAGCUAAUGUGGAUAAGGAGGAUAAGGAACAGAAAGUUGAGGAGGCAGGCGACCAACCGUACAGGAAGACUUUCACUUGGGAAGCGCUCAACUAUACUGUUCCUGUUCCCGGAGGCACUCGAAGGCUAUUACACGACGUUUAUGGCUAUGUCAAACCUGGUUCUUUGACCGCUCUCAUGGGUGCUAGUGGCGCAGGUAAAACGACUUGUCUCGACGUUCUGGCUCAGCGAAAGAACAUCGGUGUUAUCGCCGGUGAUGUUCUCGUCGACGGUCGAGCCCUCGCAUCCGACUUUGCUCGAGGAACGGCUUACGCGGAACAAAUGGACGUUCACGAACUAAGCGCUACCGUUCGAGAAGCCAUCCGGUUCUCAGCUUACCUCCGUCAACCUGCCGAAGUUCCAAUCGAAGAAAAGAACGCAUACGUCGAAGAGAUCAUCGAAUUACUGGAGCUUCAAGACCUCACGGAAGCACUGGUCAUGAGUCUCGGCGUCGAAGCCCGUAAACGACUUACCAUUGGUGUAGAAUUGGCCAGUAAACCCGAGCUAUUGUUAUUCUUGGACGAACCUACAUCCGGACUCGAUGCUCAAAGCGCUUGGAAUCUCGUUCGGUUUUUGCGAAAAUUGGCGGAUCAGGGGCAAGCUAUCUUGUGUACCAUCCAUCAGCCUUCCUCUCUGCUCUUUGAGAGCUUUGAUCGCCUCCUAUUACUCGAGAGUGGUGGAGAGACUGUUUAUUUCGGCGAUAUCGGUGCUGAUUCAGCUUUGUUGAGAGAGUAUUUUGCGAGAAAUGGAGCACCUUGCCCACCGAAUGUGAAUCCUGCAGAGUUUAUGCUUGAUGCGAUUGGUGCUGGUGUUGCUCCUAGGAUUGGGAAGCGGGAUUGGAAGGAUAUUUGGUUGGAUUCUCCAGAGUAUCGGGCUUUGUUGAAGGAGAUUGCUCUCAUCAAAGAGCGGGGACUUGCUAGGGUGGAUGAGAAUAAGAAGAAGGAUGUUACAUAUGCUACUUCUUUCUGGUAUCAACUCAAGGUCGUCGUUCAACGAAACAAUUUGGCGCUUUGGAGAUCUCCGGACUACAUCUUUACUCGGUUAUUCGUUUGCAUGUUCAUCUCGCUUUGGGUUGCUCUGUCCUUCUUGAAUUUGGGACAUUCUGUUCGGGAUCUCCAGUUCCGGAUAUUUGCACUGUUCUGGGUGUCCGUUCUUCCAGCUAUCAUUAUGACUCAAAUUGAACCGAUGUUUAUCCAUAACCGACGUAUAUUCAUUCGAGAGGCGUCUAGUCGUAUUUACUCGCCCUACGUCUUCGCUAUCGGCCAGUUGAUUGGUGAAGUGCCGUACAACAUCCUCUGUGCCAUUGUUUAUUGGGUUGUUAUGGUCUAUCCAAUGGGCUUUGGGCAAGGUACUGCCGGAUUAGGCGGCACAGGAUUCCAACUCCUCGUCAUCAUUUUCGUUGUGUUGUUUGGUAUUUCCCUUGGCCAGCUCAUCGCUGCGAUCACUCCUAGUGUUCAAGUGGCAGUUCUUUUCAACCCAUUCCUUGGUUUGGUGCUUUCGACGUUUGCUGGUGUGACGAUUCCGUAUCCGACGAUGAAUCACUUUUGGAGGAGCUGGUUGUAUCAAUUGAACCCCUAUACUCGCCUGCUUUCUGCGAUGUUGUCGACGGAGUUGCAUGGUUUGACCAUUAAAUGCAAAUCCGACGAGUUUGCGGUGUUCAGCCCUCCCUCUGGACAAACGUGUCAACAGUGGGCCGGUGAAUUCGUGAGCGUGUCUGGAGGGUAUGUUGAUAACCCGAACUCGACCGAUUCGUGCAGGUAUUGUCAAUAUACGAAAGGCGAUGAUUUCUAUACGCCGCUGAAUAUCAGUUUUGAUGAUCGGUGGAGGGAUGUGUUCAUUAUUUUUGCUUUCUUUGUGUUCAACCUCAUUGCGACUGUGAUAGCGUCGAGGUUGCUGAGGUUUGCGAAGCGGUGAACGUUGACCCGUUAUCGGUCAAAAAAAUUAUUUCUUAUUUCGUUUUGUUCCAUCUACCUAUUCUAUGACCACUCGCACGAAUCAGGACGUGGACGUUUUUUCAUGAACUCGAUUUGGCACGUAAUGAUUAGAUUGUUUCUCUUCACGUCAUUUACACAUCCUACCACGCACACCAUUCCUCUGAUGAAGUAAUCUAGAUUUACAUUUGCAUUUGUAUAUAGAACUGCAUUCACUAUAUAGUAGCGCUAGCAGAACUAGCGUAAAGCUUAACUUUAUUGUGAAAAUUUCAAUUUUUGAAAGGA